Messenger RNA from Musa acuminata subsp. malaccensis (wild Malaysian banana), 1409 nucleotides. RefSeq names its product cyclic dof factor 1. The record is from RefSeq and is a predicted model, not a curated record. NCBI's taxonomy places the organism in Eukaryota, Viridiplantae, Streptophyta, Magnoliopsida, Zingiberales, Musaceae. Gene Ontology annotation, biological process: regulation of DNA-templated transcription. Gene Ontology annotation, molecular function: DNA-binding transcription factor activity; DNA binding.
UAAUUGGAACACCACAGCACUAUGAAUUGGUCAAACACUGAGCACAAGCAACCCAUUUUUGUGCAGUGAUGGUGGCAAAAGCAAUGGUGGGAUUGGAAGACAAAGGUGAAGAGCAGAAUCAAAUAACGCCACCCCGAUGCCACAAAGGAACUCGUGGCUCAGAAUCCCCUCCUCCCUGCUCACGUGGCCUCCUUCUUCCUCCUUCCCCUUCCUCCUCUGCUAAACCCCGCGACGGCUGAGAAAAGAACACGAGGAGGCGAGCUGAGACAGAGCACUUGAACAGGGGAGACAAAAACAGGGGAGUCCAGAAGAUGUCAGAGAACAGAGAAAGCGCGAUCAAGCUCUUCGGCAUGACGAUCCCCCUGCAGCUUACCAGCAGCGGAGACGACGACGAGGAUGUCGACAAGGAAGACGCUACUGCUACAUCACAAGAACCAGAGUCGCAGGACAAGAACGAGUCCGCCACAUGUUCCAGCGAGAUCCAUAAACCAGUUUCCGCCGAUCAAGAAGACGCGUCGUCGACGAAGAACCCCACGAAGACGGCGGCCGAAGGUGUGAAGAAGACGGAGAAGAUCCUCCCUUGUCCUCGGUGCAGAAGCCUCGACACCAAGUUCUGCUACUACAACAACUACAACAUCAACCAGCCGCGGCACUUCUGCCGGAACUGCCAACGGUACUGGACCGCCGGGGGCACCAUGAGGAACGUCCCUGUCGGAGCCGGUCGCCGCAAGAGCAAGCACUCCUCCCACUGCCGCCUCCAAGCUCUUCGGCCCGACACCCACGAACCGGUCCAUUACACCUCUCUGAGGCCAAACGGCACGGUUCUCAGCUUCGGCACGGAUGCGCCGGUGGCAGAGAAGGCGAACGGCUGCAACAAGAACAGUGGUGAUGAGCUGCAACAGGAGAACGAAGGAUCGACCGCUCCAGUUCCUUGUUUCAGUGGAUCUCCCUGGCCGUAUCUUUGGGCGCCGGCUCCGCCUCUCUGUGCUUCGACCUUUCCAGUUGCGUUCUACCCGGCUGCGGCCUACUGGAGCUGGAGCAUCCCAUGGCCGUCUUCCUUACCUCCUUCCUCCCCUAACUACAGAGGAUUAGGAUCCAGUUCUACUGCCUCAGGCAAGCACUCGAGGGAUGCAAGCAUGAUCGAGAGCAGCAUUCACAAAACACCGAGGAGGAUCGAUGACCCGGAAGAAGCCGCAAAGAGCAGCAAGAUCGACGCAGUCAGCAACGGAGGGCUCCUCAAGGCCUUCCAGCCUAAGCUAUACGUCAAGAACCAAGUGCUAGAGACACCAUUACUGGUUCUCUGCUUAAUACCAGACGCGGGCUUCGGCAGCAGCGAGUGGCUCCAACACGCCGACCUCGCGGAGGCGGCGCCGUCAUCCGCCACCAUCUGGUUGGAGCCUGACACCUGA